AUGAAAGCCAAAAUAUCUGUUAUCUGUGAAUCUGACAUAGUUUUAUGUUAGUUGUCUGGUCUGUGUUGUAAACAGAAUUAAGAAAUAAAUUAGCUGAGUUUAGGGCUUACUUGUUGAUUGUUUUAUAACGAAAUUGUAAAGAAAUGGCUGCCCCAAAUCAAGAGUUUUUAUGGGGAAUUUUUCAGAGUGUUGAUCGGGAUAGGAGCGGGUACAUAAAUACAGAAGAAUUGCAACAAGCGCUCUCCAAUGGAACAUGGAGUCCUUUUAAUCCGGAAACUGUGCGACUUAUGAUUGGCAUGUUUGACCGCCACAAUCGCGGCCAAAUAAGUUUUGACGAUUUUGGUGCUUUGUGGAAAUAUGUUACCGAUUGGCAAAAUUGCUUUAGGUCUUUUGACCGAGACAAUUCUGGUAAUAUUGAUAAAAGUGAGCUAAAAACUGCCCUUACGACAUUCGGAUAUCAACUUUCCGAUGGUCUAGUAGAUACUCUCGUAAAAAAAUUUGAUAGGUUCGGCAAUGGGACCAUACUGUUUGAUGAUUUUAUACAAGCCUGCAUAGUUCUGCAUACGUUAACUUCUGCAUUCCGACAAUAUGACACAGAUCAAGAUGGAUACAUUACAAUCCACUAUGACCAAUUUUUAAGUAUGGUACUCAGUUUGAAAAUGUGAUUAUUCUAGUUUUCUGUUUAUCUUAUUCUUUGCCUUUAUACUGCUUAAGUUGGCGUUUUUUUUACAUUGUUAAAAAUUGUAUCCAAACAAAUUUGAUUAGUUAAGUUAGCGUUUUUUUACAUUGUUAAAAAUUAUAUCCAAACAAAUUUGAUUGCAUAAAUUUUGUGUUUGUUAUUUUUUUUAAGUAAAUAAUUUUAUGUUAAGUAUUCUCAGGUGGUAAAAA
Molecule: messenger RNA, 888 nt
Organism: Cylas formicarius (sweet potato weevil)
Lineage: Eukaryota; Metazoa; Arthropoda; Insecta; Coleoptera; Brentidae
Product: programmed cell death protein 6-like
Exons: 4
Coding region: 144-665 (173 amino acids)
Molecular function (GO): calcium ion binding
Source: RefSeq, a predicted model, not a curated record